AUGCACUUCCUCGCCCUCCUCCUGCCACUGAUCCUUGGCAGCACCACUUUCGCGAUCACCUGCAAGUCCAACUGCGCGCCGCCUCCGAACAGCGUCGCAUGUGCGGAAGCGAGCCGCAACGCUUUGCUGCGCCGGUACAACUGCCUCAACUUCCCGGACUCGACGUUCCUGUACAAGGGCGGGCGCACGGUCGUCAACGCGGCGGGAACCAGCUGCAGCGCGAGGAUCCGCGGCUCAGAUCUCCAGACCUAUGUCGGAUGCGAGGAGCUGAGUAAUCGGCUUAAUGGUAUCAUUAAUACGUGCAUUCGCAACGGGAACGGGGGUGGGUGGGAUGAGGCGGCGAACUGGGGGUGGGGGGUUAGGACUUGUUGA
Tricharina praecox is the source of this 372-nucleotide messenger RNA. RefSeq lists its product as uncharacterized. Lineage: Eukaryota; Fungi; Ascomycota; Pezizomycetes; Pezizales; Pyronemataceae. The transcript has a single exon. The record is from RefSeq and is a predicted model, not a curated record. Bases 1 to 372 code for a protein of 123 amino acids.